Messenger RNA from Symbiodinium necroappetens, 864 nucleotides. NCBI's taxonomy places the organism in Eukaryota, Dinophyceae, Suessiales, Symbiodiniaceae. The record is from the annotation of a GenBank genome assembly.
AUGCUCCACCUGCCGUCGCAGCCGGGAUCUCCGCAGCUUGAAAUUCGGCGCCCACCGAAGACCACAAAGGAGGUGAAGAUAACUCCGAACUUGAGACCCGGGAAAACAAGGGAGAAGACCAGGCGAAGCGACUUGGAGCAACAUCGGGCUGGAGAUGUCCCACCGCUCCCCAAGUUGCUAGCGGAUGGACUGCCUCAGUUUCAUGAGAGAUGCAUCGGGGAGGUCUGGCUCGCCGAUGCCUCGGCAGAAGUACGAGAGAUCCUCCCCAUAACCGGAAAGCUCGAGCCGCUCCUUGUAGACAAAACCAAAGCCGAGGCCUCCCUGGUCUUGCCCGUCCCUCCCGUCCCUCCCGCCCCGCCCCUUCCCCCAGCCGCCCAAGCAGCGGCUUCGGAAGCUCAGAGCUCAAUUCCUCCAGCUCCGGAGCCGGAGCCCUCGGAACCGGAGCCGUCGGAGCCCACGAAGGCCCGGCGCGUGGGCGCGGUGAGCGUGGCGAACGCCGUGGCGGCGUCGGGCACGCACAACGUGCUGCUCGGACUCCGGGACUUUUUCGACCGGCCGGCCCUGGCAGGGUCCAAGUUGAUCGGUAUCCGCAACCUCGCCAAAGUGCACGAGUUCGACAUCGACGACCGCUUCAACUACUUCUUAAACCAGGCCGGCAGCGACCUUCUGCCGACCAUCCACAUCCGCUGGAACAACAUGUUGCUGAAACAGGUGACUGAUAUUUGUGACAGCUUGCAGCUGAAUGGCUUGGUCUUCUUGUGCGGUCCCAGCGAGGUGCUAACGAUCGCAAGAAUCACCGAACACCUCCAGAAGGAGCGGCCCGCUACCACUGUGGCUACUGUCCUUCACAGCGUCAGUGGUUGG